CCCUCUUCCCCUUUACAUUUUAUUUUAUUUUAUUUUAUUUUCUUUUUUCCCUUUUUCGGUUUUUGGCCUUCAUACUUUCUCCCCUUCAAUAUUCUUCCCCAGAUAGAAUCGAAUUUCCACCCCCAUUUUCCCUCAAAAUCCCUCUCUCCCAUUUCCUCUUCCCAAUUUCAUGAUUUCCCCUUAAUGCCCCCACUGUCGCUAGAUUCACCUCAAACACACUCUUCCCCCUUUUAAUUCCGUCCCAGAGGGUUCGCAAAACCCGUUUCGGGUUAUCGGGUACCCGAAUUCGCCUCCCCAUUUCGGGUUCGGAGCUCUCGGAAGCUUAUUUCGCCGUUUCAAUUUUUUUUUUUGGUCUUCUGGAUUUUUCCUUUUUUUUUUAAACCGUUAGGGGUUAACGGUGCUGUCGUUUUGUCAUGGGCGAUCUUCAUGUGAACGGCGUCGUUUUCGGGGAGGAUCGCCCCUGCGCCUCGUCGCCGCCGUCGCCGCCGCUGCCGUUGUCAAACCCCGAUCCGAGCUCCGUCGCUGCAGACGCAUGGUCAGCCGCCGAGGCCACCACCUCCGCGAUUCUCCGCCGGAUUAGGCCGACGCUCGGUGCUGACCGGAAGCGCCGCGAGGUUGUUGAUUACGUGCAGAGGCUGAUUCGAUAUGGCGCUCGGUGUGAGGUCUUUCCAUAUGGGUCAGUUCCUUUAAAAACAUAUCUUCCAGAUGGAGAUAUUGAUUUGACUGCACUCAGUUGUCAAAAUAUUGAGGAUGGCUUAGUGUCGGAUGUUCACACUGUUCUACGAGGAGAGGAAAUCAAUGAAGCUGCUGAAUAUGAAGUGAAGGAUGUUCGUUUCAUUGAUGCAGAGGUUAAGCUUAUCAAAUGCAUUGUACAGAAUAUUGUUGUAGACAUCUCUUUCAAUCAAUUAGGAGGACUCAGUACGUUAUGUUUUCUUGAAAAGGUUGAUCGACUUGUUGGCAAGGAUCAUCUCUUCAAACGUAGCAUUAUACUGAUAAAAGCUUGGUGCUACUAUGAGAGUCGUAUUCUGGGUGCUCAUCAUGGCUUGAUAUCAACAUAUGCUCUGGAAACACUUGUUCUGUAUAUUUUCCAUCAGUUUCAUGUAUCCUUAGAUGGUCCACUAGCGGUUCUCUAUAGAUUUUUGGACUACUUCAGCAAAUUCGACUGGGAUAAUUAUUGUGUUAGUUUGAAGGGACCAGUUGGAAAAUCUUCUCUGCCUAAUAUAGUUGCUGAGGUGGCAGAAAAUGGAGGAGACACUCUGCUGACUGAGGAGUUCAUCAAAACCUGUGUGGAAUCAUUCUCAGUACCUUCAAGGGGACCUGAUUUAAAUUUUCGUGCAUUUCCUCAGAAACAUCUUAACAUCAUUGAUCCACUAAAGGAAAACAACAACCUUGGUCGCAGUGUCAAUAAAGGUAAUUUCUAUCGAAUACGCAGUGCUUUUAAGUAUGGUGCCCGAAAGCUUGGCUGGAUUCUUAUGCUACCAGAAGAUAGAAUAGCAGAUGAGCUUAAUAGGUUCUUUGCGAACACAUUGGAUAGGCAUGGAUGCAAUCAUGGGAAUGACAUGCGAACUACGAGUCUUGGUUGUAGUCCUAGAGAUUUUGACUUCUCAGGAACAUCAGAGGCUGCAGUGUGCUCUGAAGACAAGACAUCUUUCUUUGUUUCUACCGGAUCCAAAGUGGAAAGUUUACCUGGAAAUCAACAUAAUUGUGAAACUAAAAAUGAAAGAGAAAGGAAUGGAGUAAAAGUUUUCUCCUCUUUGGCAGGGCCAUCAGUUGACUCAUCUGGGGAUGAAAAUGCAGAUCCAAUUUAUAAACUAGUUGAAGAUUCUAAGGAUGUUGCAACAAUAGGAGGCUUGGAUCUUGCAAGCAGUAAUGAUGCAUCAUAUUUUUCAAAUGGGAUUGCUUCUAAUGAAACAACAGUUAAUUCUCUUAUUGAUGACGAGAAAGAGAAGCAUGUUAUGGAGAACAACUCUAGGUCAAAUCUUGAUGAAAAUAGUGUGGCGUCUUAUGGGCUAGUUGAUUCGAGAAAUGCAGUUGAUGUCUUUGAAAAUAAUUUUCCUCAUAGUGAUAGUUACACUACUACUGUAUCUUGGGGUACUGAAGCUACAAAAUCCCUAUUGGACCUGGCUGGGGAUUAUGAAAGUAACAUUAGGAAUCUACAAUAUGGUCAGAUGUGCAAUGGUUAUACUGUCUCUCCUCUUGUGGUGCCUAGUCCUCCUAGGUCUCCAAAGUUACAGAAUAGGAAUCCUUGGGAAACUGUUAGGCAGUGUCUUCAGAUUAAUCAAAGCAUUCAUUCACAGGCAAAUUCAAAUGGUGUUCUUGGACCAGUUUACCUUGUUAAUCAUGCUACUCUACCGAUCCCCCCUUUUGGUUCAGAAGAGAAGAGAAAACUCCGAGGAACAGGCGCAUACUUCCCUAAUAUGUCAUCUCGUCCGUAUAGGGAUAACAGGCCAAUGUCAGGAAGGGGACGGAGCCAAGCAUCUGGUGCUCAUGGGCAACAACAUAGACAUGCACAUAGUCGUAACAAUGGCUUCAUUCCUACUCUACAAGAGUUGAAUUUGUCUGUGGAGGGAAGUUUUGAACAUCCUCUUGAAGUAUAUCCUCCUCUUGGCAGUGCUAAGUCCAGGUCAUCAGAAACAUAUUUCAGCCAACCUGCCAUAUGGGGACCACGUCAUUCUAACGGUUUCCCUCACACGUCUGAAAAGCAUGAGUCUGGUACUGUAAGCCCUCAGCAUCGUGGACCACCAAGAAUUGAAGUUAGCAAUCUCCAUGAAUCAAGCAUCUCUACUACUAAGGGCUCUGCUCCCAGCACAGGGGUCGUGUCAGAGGAGAGUUCUGACUCAUUAUCUGCAGUUGAUAACAAAAGUUUGUGCUCCUAGUUUUCCUCUCCUUUAAGGGGGUGUCUAUGGUUUGGGAUUCAGGAUUGACGUGGGAGCUUAUCAUUUGAAGAAUGAAGAUGACUUUCCUCCACUUUCCCACUGAGUGCCAGUGAAGGAUGGUGAAUAUGUAAUAUCAUUAACCCUAAUGGUCAAUACAUGGAAACAAUUAUGAUUUGCCUACCUUACAACAGGUGCAACCAAGGGAAGCCGAUUUUGUAAGAACUAAGAAGUAUGAACAAUGUGCAUGCAUCUCAAAAAUGAAGAUAGCUUCCCUCAACUCUGGGUCUCUUCCAGAGAUUGUCCAAUACAUAGAAGUGAGAGUACUGAAUAAGUGAGAAAUGCUGAGACUAGCCUUAGAUGCUAACAAACUAGGUUAAAGUUAAACUAGAUUGGGUGUUGUGACACCCUUAUUCCCCUUUUUCUUGCUGUAGUUGGUCUUUUUGUAUAAAACUGCGUGUACAUUCUGCUUACUUUUUUUUUUUUGUCUCCACUCCUGUUUUUAUUCUGGAUUAUUUAGGGAUGUAGAUAUCGGGUGAUGUUCCUGAAGCUGAGUUUAUAGUUUUGUUGUUUGUAGUUUUAAAGUAUAAACCCACAAAAUUUUAGAUAUCGGAAUGGAAUUCCACACAUGGUUUUCUGUCA
Molecule: messenger RNA, 3515 nt
Organism: Arachis stenosperma
Lineage: Eukaryota; Viridiplantae; Streptophyta; Magnoliopsida; Fabales; Fabaceae
Exons: 9
Coding region: 414-2876 (820 amino acids)
Source: RefSeq, a predicted model, not a curated record